UGCGCCCCGCGGUUCCCUUACCCAGUUGCCCGCGGGCCGGCCGGUCGGCCGCCCGCGCGGCGCUGGGGUUUGCUGCUGAAUCGGCGAGUCGGAGGAGCCAGGACAGGAUGGGAGGCGGCCGGCUGCCUUGCGUGGUGUACUGAUGCGACUGUCACGGCGCUGGCUCGCGGUUUGUUCCUGGUUUAGGUUUUUUUGGGUCUGUAGAGGUGAUUGCUUUUGGCUGGGAGGCCCGGAUUGCAGUCCGGGCGUUGGGCGCACGGGGUGUGGGUAUCACAAAAUCGUUCCUUGACUCGAGGAGAGCUCCAUUUCGGUGCCGUCAAGCGGCCUGAUUGGCGAAAUUCGAGUGGACUGGACUUUUGAGGUCAAUAGUGAAGAUUAUUUCUCUGGUAGGAGUAUAGGAUUGCAAAUAAUUUUAUUGUUUCAAAUGAUCGAGAGCUGCUGAGCAGGCAGAUUGGUAGAUGAUUGAUUUUAGCGUGCCAUAUUUUUUACGUUGUCCUUUAAUCUUUCUGACAUUUGCUUGCCACUAUUUUGUGGACACACUUGUUGCGCUCUGUUUCACCCUAUGCUUUUGUGUUUCUCUGGCAUGCAACUGCUUUGUAGUCCAAACAAAUACAACUCCACGCAUGAUGGCUGCCAGCUUAUAUGCAUAUUGUUUGUUCCGAUCAACAUGAGAAUAUGAGAUUGGAUUGAAUUGAGAUUUUGGAAUUGGUACUGCAUGAGAGCUCCCAGGAAUACUGUGUGCAGGAAGGUUUUCUGAUUUUAUUAUGGACGACAAGAGUAAAGUCAAGAAGGAAAUGGGUGCUCCUCGAAAGGGAGGACUAAAAUUUGCACCCAAAGUACCUGUGAAGAAAGCUGCCAAAAUUGUUCCGAAAAAGGAACCAGUUGAGGAUAGCAAGGAUGAAACCGUCGAUAAGGAAUUGCUGAUGAAACUUAAGGCAUCACAGAUUACAGAUCCCUUUGCUAGAAGAGUUAAAACUGAGGAUAAGCCAAAAAGCCGGACACAAGUUGCAUUUGGACAAGGAAAUUCUUCUUAUGCAAGAUCAUUUUCUAUGCCAAAACGUUCUAAAGAUGAAGAGAAGUUAACAAAAGAAUAUGCAGAGCCAUGGGACUAUAACCAUACUGAUUAUCCUGUUACUCUCCCAUUGAGGAGGCCCUACUCUGGAAAUCCUGAAAUUCUUGAUGAGAAAGAAUUUGGAGAAUCUUCUGCCAGCAGAGCUCAAGAUGCUAAAUUAACCGCAGCGGAAGAGCUUGGAUUAAUCGAUCGAUCGGAUGAAUCACAAUUGCUCUUCAUCCAGUUGCCGUCUUCUCUUCCUUUACCAUUGCAGCCACAAUCAGUUGCUGAGCCUAAUAAAGGCUCUGAGGAGAGACGUCAGGGCAUGAAGCCAUCAUCGCACUGUGGCUCGAAACUCAAGGAUCUGCCUGGGGGUUAUAUGGGGAAGAUACUUGUAUAUAAGAGUGGUAAAGUGAAGAUGAAGGUCGGAGACACGCUAUUUGAUGUUUCUUCUGGCUCGAAUUGCAAGUUUGUCCAGGAAGUUGCAGCAAUGGACACCAGAGAAAAGCAUUGUUGCGCGGUGGGGGAGAUUAACAAACGUGCUGUUAUCACCCCCGAUAUUGACUACCUGCUGGGUUCUAUUGACAAGAUGGAAGAAUAGCCCAUUCAUUUCUUUUAGGUAAAACAACCAUCAUGGCCAUAUGCCACAUUGCAAGGGACUAUUUAGUUUUGUUUCUUCAGAGAACAAUCUGGAGUUUACUCUUCCAGAAACUUGGGGGGGGGGGGGGGGG
Setaria italica (foxtail millet) is the source of this 1782-nucleotide messenger RNA. RefSeq names its product DNA-directed RNA polymerase III subunit RPC4. Gene Ontology annotation, biological process: retrograde vesicle-mediated transport, Golgi to endoplasmic reticulum; transcription by RNA polymerase III. Gene Ontology annotation, molecular function: DNA binding; SNAP receptor activity. The coding region runs from base 765 to 1652 and encodes 295 amino acids. The record is from RefSeq and is a predicted model, not a curated record. NCBI's taxonomy places the organism in Eukaryota, Viridiplantae, Streptophyta, Magnoliopsida, Poales, Poaceae. Gene Ontology annotation, cellular component: endoplasmic reticulum; SNARE complex; RNA polymerase III complex. The transcript has 11 exons.